Molecule: messenger RNA, 1200 nt
Organism: Lolium rigidum
Lineage: Eukaryota; Viridiplantae; Streptophyta; Magnoliopsida; Poales; Poaceae
Product: sanguinarine reductase-like
Exons: 9
Coding region: 24-1013 (329 amino acids)
Source: RefSeq, a predicted model, not a curated record
GCUCCCCACGGUCAUCUCCAGCAAUGGCGACGGCUCACCUUGGCCCUGCGCUCGCGGUCUCGUCGCCGCGCCGCCUAACCUGCAAACUUAGCUCCGCGCAGGCAGGAAGAAGAGCGGUGCUGCGUUCUUGCUCGCUUCCCUUGCUGUUGGGGCUCGCGGCGGCGGGCCGAGGUGGGUGGCGUGCCGCGGCGGCGGUGGAGUCCAGGACCGUGCAGCAGGGGGAGGACGGAGCGGAGGGGGCGGCCGAGGCGUCCUCGAAGCUGGUCCUCGUCGUCGGCGGAACCGGCGGCGUAGGGCAGUUGGUGGUAGCAUCUUUGCUGAGCAGGAAAAUCAAGACGAGGUUGCUCCUAAGAAACCCUGAAAAGGCAGUGACCUUAUUUGGCAAGCAAGAUGAGAGUGUUUUGCAGGUGUAUGAAGCGGACACAAGAAAUGUUGAUGCUUUCACUCCAGAAAUGUUUGAGGGAGUUACACAUGUGAUCUGUACUACUGGGACUACAGCAUUUCCAUCAAAGCGCUGGGAUGGGGAUAACACUCCUGAACGUGUAGAUUGGGAUGGCGUCCGGAAUUUUGUGAGUGCCAUGCCAAAGACAAUCGAGAGAUUGGUUCUGGUGUCAUCCAUUGGUGUUACAAAAUACAGUGAAAUACCAUGGAGUAUCAUGAACCUCUUCGGUGUGCUUAAGUACAAGAAGAUGGCAGAAGACUUCAUCCGAGAUUCAGGCAUACCUUUCACCAUUAUCAGGCCAGGGAGAUUAACUGAUGGGCCCUACACUUCCUAUGACCUUAAUACACUUCUUAAGGCUACAGCUGGAGAAAGACGAGCAGUUGAGAUAGGACAAGGUGACAAGCUUGUGGGAGAAGCUAGCAGAUUGGUGGUGGCAGAAGCGUGUAUCCAAGCUUUGGAUAUUGAAUCUACCCAAGGACAGGCAUACGAGAUUAGUUCGGUGAAGGGCGAAGGACCCGGAAACGACCAGGAGAAAUGGAAGAAGCUAUUCGCAGCUGCUGAAUUGAACUAGUGGCACUCUGUGAAGCACAGGAUUUAGUGCGUUUUAAUUGUACAUUGUAUAUUUCUAGUGGAAUUCCAUUGAAUGAACACAGUUCAUAAGUCGCUUGAACAAGUAACAGUAUAUAGGUUCAGAUUUGUCAUUGUCGCUGGAUUUUGAAAAUGGCUUGCAAACAGUUGAGCAUAGAAUCUGCCUUUUU